Belonocnema kinseyi is the source of this 2847-nucleotide messenger RNA. RefSeq lists its product as uncharacterized. The record is from RefSeq and is a predicted model, not a curated record. Bases 1 to 2847 code for a protein of 948 amino acids. The transcript has a single exon. Lineage: Eukaryota; Metazoa; Arthropoda; Insecta; Hymenoptera; Cynipidae.
AUGGAACAGCUACUCGAGUUUUUGCAUAGGCGUGAGAGAAUCUUGGAAUCUAACAAACCCCUUGUGGAAAAGAGGAUUGAAGAAAACGUACCGCGUUGCGAUAAUAAAUUACAUAACGGCAAUCAGCCUACGAGAUCUCAACCAACCUUCCAACGACAAUCGGCUUACGCAGUUCAUACUCGCAGAUACUGCUAUAUAUGCAAAGAGUCACACUUUACUCAAAAUUGCGAGAAGCUAUUGAGUUCUAAUUUACAAGACCGGUGGAACUUGAUAAAGAGUCUAAACCUGUGUUACAAUUGUCUUAGGUCCAAUGAUACCGUUGAAAAUUGUAAUGCCACAGCAUGCAAGACUUGUAGCCAGAAACAUAACACUGUGCUCCACCCGGAAAAUAAAAAUAAAAAAUGCUUCCAGACCAAUCACGCUAGCUUGCAUAACUCUUUACCGUCUCAAGUUUUAUUGUCGACUGCUAGGAUUAACAUCUUAGAUAACAAGGGAGUUCCUCAUGCGUGUAGGGCUCUGUUAGACAACGGGUCUCAGGUGCAUUUCAUGACUGAGAAACUAGCCGAGAAAUUAGGCCUGAAGCAACGGGAAAUUGAGAUUCCUCUCGGUGGAGUGAAUCAAAUGACCUCUAGUGUAAGCAAAAUAACAAGGACAACUAUCCAAUCCCGGUUAAACAAAUAUUCGACAUAUCUGACCUUCCUCAUAACGCCGGAGGUAAAUAAUCAGGCACCAAGCGAACCAUUGGAUAGGGUGGAGUUGAAAAUUCCUUCCAAUAUCCGUCUUGCCGCUCCGGAGUUUCACAGACCAUCAGAAAUCGACAUACUGAUCGGUGCUGAGAUAUUUCUGAAAUUGCUGUGUGUCGGACAAAUGUCUUUAGCUAACGGUAACGUAAUUAUUCAAAAAACUCAUUUCGGAUGGAUUCUGGGAGGAAAAACGCCUGGUGUAGCAGGUCCAAUUGCCGCCAAGUGCAAUUUAUCAUUCAAUUUAUUAAACAAGAAAAUUUGUGAAUUUUGGGAAAUUGAAAAUGGGCCUAACGAAAGAACUAAAUCUCACGAAGACAGUGCAUGCGAAAUUCACUUCCAAGAAAAUACGCGCCGCGAUUCCGCAACCGGCCGUUAUAUCGUGAAACUUCCGUUCAAGGAAGAUUCAAACGGACUCGGCGAGUCAUACUCUCAUGCACUCAAACGAUUUCACUCGCUAGAACGAUCGUUAGGUAGGAACCCUGAAUUAAAAGAUAAAUAUAUCACCUUUAUGAGCGAAUAUUCGGAAUUGGACCAUAUGUCUGAGGAUCAAUCUGCAUCGAUUUACGACGGUUAUUUUUUGCCUCAUCAUGCUAUAAUUAAACAAUCUAGCUUAACAACAAAACUUAGAACCGUUUUUGACGCGUCAGCGAAAACAUCCAACGGGAAUUCUUUGAACGAUAUACUCAUGGUAGGUCCCAAUAUCCAGGAAGAUCUUUUCUCACUGCUGAUCCGAUUUAGAUCACAUAUAUUCGCAAUCACCGCCGACAUUGAGAAAAUGUAUCGGCAAAUACUGGUGAAUGAAAAUGAUCAAAAGUUUCGGAAAAUUUUGUGGCGAGAAAACUCUCAUCAACCUGUAAAAAUCUUCCGAUUAAAGACGGUCACCUAUGGUACGUCAUCUGCCUCUUUUUUAGCAACUCGAACGUUGGUGCAACUUGCUUAUGAUGAAUGCGGAUCGUACUCAUGUGCUUCUGUCGCAUUACGGCAGGAUUUUUACAUGGAUCAUUUGAUAUCAGGCGCGAGAACAAUCGAAGAAGCUAAGCAAUUGUUUGCCGAAUUGAUGACGGUCACACGCAAGGGUGGUAUGAAUUUAAAGAAAUGGGUUUCUAAUGUACCCGAGCUUAUCAGAUCAUUAUCUAAAGAUUUUAGCGACACUUAUUUUAGUCUAGACUUAGGCGAUACAACAAAGGCACUCGGUGUUUAUUGGAAUCCCGACCCCGAUUCAUUUUUCUAUACUGUCAAGCAAUCAAGGUUAGAUGCGCCGGUAACGAAAAGGAACAUUUUAUCAGAAAUAGCUGAAUUAUUCGACCCGCUAGGCUUACUAGGUCCUGUUGUCUUAACACCGAAAAUCUUUAUGCAGAACUUGUGGCAAUUAAACAUCGGUUGGGACGAAUCGGUUCCACCUGAAAUAGAGGAGUCCUGGUUGGAUCUCAAACAAAAUUUAGCGCUCCUCCGAGAAAUCGAAAUCAAUCGAAAAAUAGUCGUCGAUAAUUAUGUCUCUCUUCAAAUGCACGGUUAUUGUGAUGCCAGUGAAAAGGCAUUCGGGGCCUGUAUUUAUGUUAGAUCAACUGACAAACGCGGAAUGCAUUUUACUCAAUUGGUAUGCUCGAAAUCUAGAGUCGUGCCAUUGCAAACGUUAUCUUUACCCCACCUAGAACUCUCUGCUGCAGUUCUAUUAUCUAAAUUAUACUCAACUGUCUCUCAAGCCUUACGAAGACUUCAUAUCGAAAAGACCAUUUUUUGGUGCGAUUCUACCAUAACGUUACAUUGGAUAAAUAGUCCCCCUAAUACUUUGAAACCCUUCGUCGGAAAUCGAGUUGCAGAAAUCCAAUCACUGACACAAUCUCUCGAAUGGCGGCACGUGCGCACCGAGCACAACCCCGCGGACCUUGUUUCGCGCGGUCUCGCACCGCAACAGCUUAUUAACAAUUCCUUCUGGUUUAAUGGCCCGGCAUGGAUUAAUGACGCUGAACAAAAUUGGCCUGUAUCACAUUUAGAACCCAUUGAAAUCCCUGAACUAAAAAAAAACAGUUGUCAGUUUGGCAGUCAAACUAGCACGCGUGAACGAUAUCACUACUUCGUUUUUAGAGAAGACUCAGUCUUUUAA